AUGGCAACAACACUACCAAGAGAAAUCAUCAAAUGGAUACAGGGUCUUGAUCUUUCUUAUUCUGUAAAAAACUAUAAACGUGACUUUUCAAAUGGAUUUUUGGUGGCAGAAAUACUGGCAAAAUACUAUCCUGCUGAUGUACAAAUGCAUGCGUUUGACACUGGGACAGGAGGUGGAGCCAAAAACAAUAACUGGGGGAUGCUGGAGCGAGUGUUUAUUGGUUGGCUUAAUGACACGCUCGAUAAACAGAAGCACUCGAUUCCAAUCUCAAAAGAAAUAUGCGCCAAUGUAGCAUCUUGUAGUUCUGAGAGUGCCAGUAUCUUGCUUUCUGUCAUAUACUGGCAUAUCAAUAAUAAAGGUUCGCAUCCAGAGGGAGUCUUGGCUACAACUGCCAGCAUUUCCUCACAGACCAAAAAAAGUGCAUCAAAGACACAGAAAGCUUCGUCUGGUGGAUCUAGCAACAAAACCCGGUCCAACACAAGUGAUGAACAAGAACAUCAGACUGCACUAGAUCGAAUCCUGUUUUCUGCACGACAGAAUAGUUUGAUGGAAAAUUUUGGCACGGAAAGUAAUGACGGACUAGAUGAACCGUUACAUCUCAACAUAAGUAAUGGAUAUAGUCCAGGAAAACUUUCAAAAAUGAAUGCAAAUGCAGUGCUAGACACUGACGGCGAUCCAUCCACGGAGGAGCCAGUAGUAGGAAGAGUUUCGCUGAUGCGAGUGAUUUGUCAGAUCUUCAAUAUUGCAGAUACACAGAUUAAUUUCCACCGAAGUACAUUUCCAGCUAAUACUGUGAGGGAUAUCAUUUGUCAAAGCAUUGAGACUGGCUCAAGGUUUGAAGUAAAUGCUUUGCUUGAAAUCCUGAGAGCGUCGACACCAGAGAUUAUUUCUGCAAUACAACAGAGUCCACCGCUUGAUUUUCAGAUUCUGUUUGACACAUUCCUUCCACUCAUUGUCAACUAUGGAUCAUCAACCAAGCGAAUAUCAUUUGAAAUGAUGAAUGUAGCUGCCACUGCAAUUAUAUACUAUGUGGGAGAUACCUGCCAGUAUAUGCUUGCAACAGGAAAGAGUUACAAAUGGCUGUCAAUGGCAAGGGAUUUUAAUGGAGUAAUUCAACAGAUUAGUUUGCCUACAAUGGAUAAAAUGCCAUUUAUUGCACGAAUCCUGCAUGCUUAUCUUGGUCCAAAUAUUUCUGAAAUUGACCGAGUUCGAAUAUUUAUGGAAAUCAAGGCAUCAAUUCACAAAGACAAACUGCAAUGGCCUGCAACUCGAAGCAAAUCAUCGUCUGGCAGCGAGUUUAUAUUUUUCUUGGCAUCUUUCAACGCCAUAUACAACUAUCCAAUUCACUCUGCCACAUACCAGUUCACCGUGUUGCAUCUUAGCGAGUGUUUAACAAUUAUAAACGCAUUCAAAAGAUCAAACCAGGGAAAUGUACUGUUUCUGCCAUUAAAAAAUGGUUCCACGACUAUAUCAGAUACAUCUGCCAAUCCUGGUGUUACUAUACUAUCUACUGCUGAUAUUCCUGCUCUUGAAGUCUCUGCAGCACUGCACAUUGUUGCAGCAAUAAUACGUGCUGGUGUACCACUGGAGCAUCGAGUUAUGGCUGAUGUAGUGGAUUCUUCUCUGCGUGCAUUUUUGAAAAUUGUAAUUAACCCGCAAUGUCCAUGUGCACUACAAAAAGCAUACAUGAAAGUUGUUGUAACAUUGCUGGAAAUCUUACCAAUCGACUGUCUACGCGAAUCUCCCGAGUUUACUCUCUUGCAAGAUUUGUUAGGAAUUGCAAAUACCUUACUCAAGUGGUUUACUGGUGAAGUUUUAAAAACCAUGCUUAUCUUUAUAUCAAAAGUACUUUAUAAACACCAAACACUCUGCACGGCAUUUGUGCGUGGUUUGGUCAAUGCUGGAGAUACCGUUCGUUUAGACCUUCUUAAAGCCACUACUAAAAAAAACAGCAAUCAUACCAUCACAUGGAAUUUGCCCUUUCUACUUGACGAAAACAAGCCUCAGAUUUACAAAGUGUGGUGGGAAUAUGGUGUAUGCAUGGGAGUCCGUAGCGUGACAGAAUGUUCUAAAAGUCCAUUAGAGGCAUCCCAUUUGGAGAUUAUUUGGACAAUGAUGCGAGAACGCCGUCAAUCAGAGUGCACAGAUGAUCAGAAUUCAAGACCUAUCGUUCCCCAAGCCGCAUGGAAUCAUGUUUUUCUAUUACUAUCUGAUCACAUCAUUGCAAAUCUGGCAAUCCAAGAAUUAUCUGAUUUGGCUUGGAGCGUGUUUUGUGGUUUCAUGCAAGUGUGUAGCGGAGAUACUAUUACCAAGAAAUUUCCGUCAUUGCUGGGCGUAUUGAUUUAUGUACAUACUGUGGAUCGAGGACGAUGUAGAAAGCGAAUCAUGAAUCGUUUGAAACGAUGGGCUGCAAAGGCGUCUCUCAAAGCCAAAUUCGAAUCUGAUCAGCCCACUAAAUUAGACUCUUAUGCACUUGAACAGAAAUCAAACUUGGUUAAAGAAAGUUUAUCCCAUUUGCCGAAAGAAAAUGAACAUACUAUUUAUGUUGAAGCGCAACGAGUCUUGCGGAUCUUUAUGAAUGAGCUACCGACAUUAUCCGGAUCUGGAAAACGACAUUUAGCUCAUGGCCUAUAG
Messenger RNA from Batrachochytrium dendrobatidis JAM81, 2634 nucleotides. RefSeq lists its product as uncharacterized. Gene Ontology annotation, biological process: regulation of cytoskeleton organization. The record is from RefSeq and is a predicted model, not a curated record. Gene Ontology annotation, cellular component: axoneme. The transcript has 10 exons. NCBI's taxonomy places the organism in Eukaryota, Fungi, Chytridiomycota, Chytridiomycetes, Rhizophydiales. Gene Ontology annotation, molecular function: microtubule binding. Bases 1 to 2634 code for a protein of 877 amino acids.